Messenger RNA from Aspergillus calidoustus, 1029 nucleotides. NCBI's taxonomy places the organism in Eukaryota, Fungi, Ascomycota, Eurotiomycetes, Eurotiales, Aspergillaceae. The record is from the annotation of a GenBank genome assembly.
AUGGACCUCCUACAGAAAAUCCCCAAGCCGACCAUCGAGCGGCCAUUUGGCAUCGAAUUAUGGCCCAUCUUCGACAAGGCCUACGAGGUCGUCAUGGGCUAUCCCGCCAGCGAAUUCCGCUUCGUUGAGGGUGUGACGCCCAUGUCCACUUUGCGCGAGACUUCCAUCAUGCUUGUCGCCUACUACGUGAUCAUCUUCGGUGGUCGAGAGGUGAUGAAGAAUCGCCCAGCAUUCAAGCUUAACGCCCUGUUCAUGAUCCACAACUUUAUCUUGACCGCCGUCAGCGCUAUUCUUCUCGCUCUUUUCGUCGAGCAGCUUCUGCCUACUCUCUGGAACCACGGUGUCUUCUACGCUAUUUGCGACCACGAUGGUGGCUGGACUCAGCCCCUGAUUGUCCUGUACUAUCUCAACUACCUGAACAAGUACCUCGAAUUCCUCGACACCGUUUUCCUGUUCCUCAAGAAGAAGCCUCUGACCUUCCUCCACACCUACCACCACGGUGCCACCGCUCUCCUGUGCUAUACUCAGCUGAUUGGUUUGACUGCCGUCUCAUGGGUGCCUAUUACCAUCAACCUCCUCGUUCACGUUGUCAUGUACUGGUACUACUUCCAGAGUGCUCGUGGUAUCCGCGUCUGGUGGAAGGAAUGGAUCACUCGUCUUCAGAUCAUCCAGUUCGUCAUUGAUCUUGGCUUCGUUUACUUCGCCUCCUAUACCUACUUCUCCUCGACCUACUUCCCCUGGGCUCCCAACAUGGGCCGCUGCGCUGGUGAGGAAUUCGCCGCUUUCGCUGGAAUGGCCAUCCUUACCUCCUACCUCGUCCUCUUCAUCUCCUUCUACAUUGUCACCUACAAAAAGGCUGCCAAGUCCGGCCGUCCCCGCCGCAACACCGGAAAGCAAGCUCUCAUCGACAUGGCCCGCCAAGAGGUGGUUCCCGCUUCUCCCAAUGCCAAAGGCAGUGCCAAGUCGAACGGUGCCGCUGUCUCAACCGGACGCUCCAACGGCCCCGUCACUCGCUCCCGCAAAGCCUAA